GCAGGAAACACAGCAGUGGAGAGCAAGACACCAGCACGCUGCCCUCACCACCUCUCCUCACCACGGUGGAGGAUGUGAACCAGGAUAACAAAACCAAAACGUGGCCACCCAAAGCACCCUGGCAGCACCCUUCCCCGCUUCCCAGCACGCUGCCCAGCCCCAGCGCACCACUCUAUGCAGUCACCAGCCCUGGCAGCCAGUGGAACGACACCAUGCAGAUGCUGCAGUCCCCAGUGUGGGCCGCAACCAACGACUGCAGUGCCGCUGCCUUCUCCUAUGUGCAGACCCCACCCCAGCCCCCACCCCCACCAGCACACAAGGCAGCACCCAAGGGCUUCAAGGCCUUCCCUGGGAAGGGUGAGCGCAGGCCAGCCUAUCUGCCCCAGUACUGACCCCAGGCCAGCCAGCCUGCCUGCCUGCCUGCCUGCCCGCCCAGAGCUGUGGGGAUGAGUGUCCCCACCCCAGGGCCACUUAGCUGACACCAGCCCCUCAGAGGACCAGUGCGCCCCAUCCCAGGGAGGGUUCCUUGGGGACAAGGGUGGUUGGCAGCUCCAAGCCUUUAAACCUGGCUUCUGAAACGAUGGCAUCAGAGCCCUGGAGAGCCAGCUGGAGACACAGGCGUCUGGCCUUCAGGGGCUUGCUAGGGAACCUGCAUGCCUAGUAAGCGCCACAGGUGACUCUGAUGCAGGCGCCACAGCCACACUUGAAGAAACACAGCUCUUGGGUUUUUAGUCCUGCUGUGUGUUGGGAAGACAUCAGGCCUGAAAGCUGAGGGCAUAACUGACCAUUUUUUGGAAACCCUCUCCUCCCUCCUCCACACCUUGAGUGAUGACCACACCAAUCACUGUAUUUUAUAGCUUUUUUUUUCAUGUAGGUUUUUAGUUAAAACAUCUCCUGCCUAAAAUGCAUUGAAUAUUUUAAGAUAACAGAUAUACUGGCUGGAGGUUUGUUUAACACUAUCUAUAUUUAAGCUUAUACAAAAUGGGCAAAAUAUAGAAUAUUUGUGAUUGGAAGCAGUCACCUGGGGUUUCUGGGGGUGGACAGUUCCUCGCCACCCAGCAGCACCCUGGGACUGCGGCCUUUCCCAGCUUUAUUGAAGCAGAAUGGUGGAACUUGUGCCGGAGGUACACUGCUGAAGGUGCGUGGCGGUGGACCAGCCAGCUGCUGUCCAUGUGCAGAGCAAGGCUGCACCUGCUGCCCUUCGAUCCUUCCACACAUGGCCAGGACACUGCCACAAUCCUCGGGGUGUGGUCAAGGGGCACUCAGAGACACCUGCACUAGAAAUUGCAUUGACAUUGUGAGCUGGCUCAGAAGACAAACCAAUUAAGAUGUAGAUAGAAAUUAAUUUAAGGUCUUUUCUUAAAAAAAAAAUCCACCUCAUUUUCAGUUAACAUGUGCCAUUAAAUAGAUAACAUCCUGUGGAUUUAGGGAUAUUUUCCAGCCAGAAUGGAUCCAGAAGAAUUGAAUGGUGCUUAAAUUGAGAAAUAAUAAUAAAUAUAUCUAUAUAGAAUAGACAUAUCCCACUGUAUAUUAAUUGAGGUUACAGAAAGUUCUUUAUAUAAAACUUAUUUAAAUUUUUCAUAUUUCAUCUUUGAAAAAGUCUGAGAAAAAUCCAUAAUAUUUUCUGGUAUGAAAGUUUGACAGUAUUAAUAUUUUUUUUAUAUUUUCUUAAAUCAUUAAACCAUUUUAAUAUAUGUUAACUACUAAUAAAUGGUUUAUUCUUUCUAACUCCAUAUAAGCUUUUCCAGCAAAGAUUGUAAUAACACAUUUAUGUUCUCGUUUUUCUACAGAUAUAAGUAAAUUUAUAUAUAAAAAUACCAAAAAGAGGCUGGGCGUGGUGGCUCACGCCUGUAAUCCCAGCACUUUGGGAGGCCGAGGCAGGUGGAUCACCUAAGGUCAGGAGUUCGAGACCAGCCUGGCCAAUAUGGUGAAACCCCAUCUCUACUAAAAAUACAAAAAUUAGCCGGGUGUGGUGGCGUGCGCCUGUAGUCCCAGCUACUCGGGAGGCUGAAGCAGAAGAAUCGCUUGAACCCGGGAGGCGGAGGUUACAGUGAGCUGAGAUUGUGCCACUGCACUCCAGCCUGGGUGACAGAGUGAGAUUCCGUCUCAACAAGAAAAAAAAAAAAGAAUAUAUAUAUAUGUAUGUAUGUAUGUAUGUAAACACACACACUAAUUUGAGAGGACCCGUAGGGUGUCUGAGCCCAGCCACCUGAGUUUUUAGUACUGUGUUGUCAGGCUCUUCCCAGGCCUCAGGUGUUGUCUUUUGUGCUGUGUGGGGAUGCAUUGCUGCCUGUAUUUAUGAUCUUUUGCCGUGGUUCUGAGCAUUCACCUCACCAUGUUUACAAAGAACUGUUUUGUAUAUAGACAUUUUCAGGCACGUGCUUUGCACCAACCCUGCGUGGCUCUUGUCUGUGUUAGCUGUCACGGUGUGCACACUAAUCUCUGUUAAAGUUGUCUAUGGCUGUUCUACUUGUAAGAUAGUUUUCUAUUUCCUUCAGUAAUGUGUCCACAGUACCCUGUAUUUCGAGUUCCAUUAUACUGAAGUACUCAUGUUUUAAUAGUGCCUCUCCAAAGGCCUCACCUUGGACAGAGGUCAAUCCUUGAUGCUCCAGCACAGGUGACGUCACUAAUUGUCACUUUCCAGUUUGUUUUUCUCUAUUAAGGAAGACAUUUUCUAAUUGCAUCUCCAUGGGCUGUGAGACUGUGUGAAGCCGUUUGUGUGGUCUCCAUGUAGGUGCUGUGUUCCCGGCACCGCCUUGCUCUGAACACUGGUAAUUCCAGGUGCUGCGCUUGGCAGAGGGGUCUCGCCAAAGCGCAUGUGUGUGCAUGUGUGAACGUGUGUGUCCUUUGCAUGGUUGGGCGUGGGUGCCUUGCUAGGGCAUCAGCAGGACAUUGUGUGUAUAGUUACAAUGCUUCCAAACUGGAACUCUACAUUUUGUAUCUUUUAAAGCUCCUAUAAGUAAAAUAACUAUUGGCUUUAUUAAAAAUAUACAUUUAAUAAUA
This is a messenger RNA of Homo sapiens (human), 3003 nucleotides long. It is a transcript of the gene GARRE1, whose product is annotated as granule associated Rac and RHOG effector 1. NCBI's taxonomy places the organism in Eukaryota, Metazoa, Chordata, Mammalia, Primates, Hominidae. Gene Ontology annotation, cellular component: P-body. The record is from RefSeq and is marked validated.